Molecule: messenger RNA, 714 nt
Organism: Anopheles stephensi (Asian malaria mosquito)
Lineage: Eukaryota; Metazoa; Arthropoda; Insecta; Diptera; Culicidae
Product: succinate dehydrogenase assembly factor 4, mitochondrial
Exons: 2
Coding region: 136-471 (111 amino acids)
Biological process (GO): mitochondrial respiratory chain complex II assembly
Cellular component (GO): mitochondrion
Source: RefSeq, a predicted model, not a curated record
CUGCAUUUUUUUUUCUUCAUUUGCUAUUUCAAAACAAAGCAUAAUUUCACCUAGCACGAGAAGAUUUGCAGUGCGGACAGAUAAUUACGUUUAACGCUUGCAAGACAAACCCUUAAUUUCCUCAGCCCAGCCAAAAUGACGUCCAAAGUUUUGUUGAACAAAUUCUCCUCCUCGAUCCGGCAUGUAUAUGUCGUCAAUUUCGUGCCCUCGCUAUCCUUCUGCACUAACAAACCACCGUCGGAUAAACCGGUCAGCCCGCGGAUGGAAGAGUUCCAGAAGAAAUUGCGCGAGAAAACUCCCAUCGGCAAGCUAGACGAAAUUGUUGGCAAGCAUCCGUACCAGGAAAAGGAACCGCUGGAACCGUGGCCAAACAACACGAACCCCAACACGGGAGAAAUCGGUGGUCCGAAAGGGCCGGAACCGACCCGAUACGGGGACUGGGAGCGCAAGGGUCGCGUUACAGAUUUUUAAAAGCACAGUGAAACCACAAAGCGUGGGGUAAAUUAUUUUACUACUAGUACGUUUGGAUGUUAGCAUUUAGAGGAUCUAUAUCGCGUUACAGAGAUGUUAGAAAUAAUAGCUUUUGAAGGUUAAUUCUUUCUUGAGAGACGCCAAAGGGCAGCAAUAUUUAUGUCAUCGUGUUAGUAAGAUGGAACACCAACUGGUGCGUCUCGAUUGCGUGUUGCACAAUAAAUUGGGAUGUAUUUGAGUACA